CCGCCAGCCGGAAGCGCCUGCAACCCGAGGUGGAGGGUCUUCCGGCGGGACCGCGAGGCAACCGGCUCGCCAUGGCGGCCUCCUUGGCCGGGAAGAAGAUCGUGUUUGUCACGGGGAACGCCAAGAAGCUGGAGGAGGUCAUUCAGAUUCUAGGAGACAAGUUUCCAUGUACUUUGGUGGCACGGAAAAUUGACUUGCCCGAAUACCAGGGAGAGCCUGAUGAAAUUUCCAUACAGAAGUGUCGAGAGGCAGCUCGCCAGGUGCAGGGGCCUGUACUGGUUGAGGACACCUGUCUGUGCUUCAAUGCCCUUGGGGGCCUCCCUGGCCCCUACAUAAAGUGGUUUCUGGAGAAGUUAAAGCCUGAAGGUCUCCACCAGCUCCUGGCCGGGUUCGAGGACAAGUCGGCCUAUGCACUCUGCACAUUUGCGUUCAGCACUGGGGAUUCGAGCGAGCCGGUGCGCCUGUUCAGGGGCCGGACCUCGGGCCGGAUUGUGGCACCACGAGGCUGCCGAGACUUUGGCUGGGACCCCUGCUUUCAGCCUGAUGGAUAUGAGCAAACGUAUGCAGAGAUGCCCAAAGCUGAGAAGAAUGCCAUCUCCCAUCGCUUCCGUGCCCUGCGUGAGCUGCAGGAAUACUUUGGCGGCCUGACUUCUGGGGCCAGUGAUGAGCAUGCUCACCGAGGGUCUGGGGAGGGCUAACCUGAAGCCUCCCUCAGGCAGGCACCUCCCUCCGAGUAUGUCCCUCAGGGUUUCCGGUACCACUUCCUGGGGGUGAGAUUUGAUAGACCCACCAGACCAGCCUCACCAGUCUGGAGGAGCAGGUGGCUGUCUGGAGAUACUUUGGGCAAGGGACACCAUUCUCUGGCUCUUGGGGAAUCCAGUGGUCUCUCCUACAGCUUCCGGGCCUUGGCUCCUGAAAGGACCUCGGGUGUUAAAGGGGUCUUGGCAGGAUCGAGGGUUUGGGGAAGGACCAUACAACGUCAGUGUUUUUAAAAUGCGGCAAAUAAAGAUUCUGGAAGAUA
Messenger RNA from Molossus molossus (Pallas's mastiff bat), 1021 nucleotides. It is a transcript of the gene ITPA, whose product is annotated as inosine triphosphatase. Gene Ontology annotation, molecular function: nucleoside triphosphate diphosphatase activity. The record is from RefSeq and is a predicted model, not a curated record. Gene Ontology annotation, biological process: nucleoside triphosphate catabolic process. The transcript is spliced from 8 exons. The coding region runs from base 72 to 698 and encodes 208 amino acids. Lineage: Eukaryota; Metazoa; Chordata; Mammalia; Chiroptera; Molossidae. Gene Ontology annotation, cellular component: cytoplasm.